UUCUGUUGUAAUAUGUAUGUACAAUAACAAAAGACACACUGUGUUGUUCUCGUCAACACAUUAUCAAACAUGAUCAUUGUCGUUGUAUCGGUUGUGUUCGUUGGUUUGUUGGUUAGUUAGUUUGUUGGUUGAUCUCCACUGUACUCUACUCUGUUGAUCACUGCAUACUUGGUUUAGUUUGCUUUAGUUACUUAUGCUCAUCAGACAAAACACACAUACACAUACAUAUAAUAUAUAGAUUAAAAUAUAUUGGAGAAUUGACAGAAGAAUAAAGUGACAGGAAGUUGAAAAGGUGAGAGAGAAUGAGAUAGAAAGAGAAAGAGAGAGUAAGAAGAUUAAAACAAGAUUUUGAGAAAAUAGAGGGAGUAAGAGGCAGUGAUUCCGGCGUACGCGCAGCAUCCCUCCGUGAAGGAUCGCCGUGAGAGCUGAGAAGACGAGAAUAGGAAGUACAAGGUAUAAGGUAUUGAGUGUAUACCCGAGGAAAAAGGGCUCUAUAAAUCUAGGGAUGAGGGACAGCGUGGUUGGACAUGGUUCGCCGGAUGCACAAAAGAUAAAACUGCUCUUCACGGUUUAAAGUGACGUGGGGAUGACUUGGUAUACGAAAGAGACCGGUUGAUGUUAAUGUAUACGUGAGUAGUUAUAUGUUUAUAUAUUGUGGUACUGAUGAUUUAUGUCAAGUGGUGUCAUGAGACAUGUGUGUAUAUGUGUGGGUAAAAAUAAAAGUAAACAACAUUCCAGUGGGGAACUUAAAUGAAUGCUGAUCAGUGUUGCUGUCUCAAUUAAUGGUGGGAUCGAUAAUCGUGAGGUGACAAGUAUCUAAAGACUGUAAAAGUAAGGCUGUUGUUUUGCUGCCUGGUUUUAAAUUAGCACACAACGUUGCUGGUUUAUGUAAGAAUAUAACAUUUACGCUGGGUCAAGAGAUCAAAUGGAUGUAACGACGUUUGCUCUCGUGAUUUUUAUGUCCAAGCGCCAUUGAGACUGUGACUUUAUUAUCAUCAUCAUCAUCAUCAUCAUUAUUAUUAUUGUUGUAAUUUGUUUUUUUGUUUUUUAUUAUUCACACACUCAACUACUGUCUGCUAAAGAUCUAGUGCCAUAUAUUAAUAUUGGUCGUCGGUUAUUGGUGCUGUUGGUGGUGAAGAUAAAAUAAUAUAUAAAUUAUAAAAAUCUUAAUUGAAGAAUUGAAGAUGCCGGGUGAAGGAAUGGUUGAAGAGGAGGGAUACGUGGGGCAUGAGUGGUUCUUCAGAGAACUCAGGUCACAAGGUGGACCUGACAGGCUUCUUAUUUUGGACUGCCGUGCACACUCAGACUUCUUGGAAGCGCACAUCAGGAACUCAGUACCACUGGCCAUACCCAGCAUCAUGCUGAGAAGGUUAGCUGCGGGUAAAGUUGAUCUACUGGCUACCAUUAGGUGUCUCGAGCUGAGGAAUCGAGUCGAGGUUUUUUUGUACGGUGACGACGACAGGAGAGGUACAUUUGUACUGAUUGGCGAUUCGACAGACCCAGCUGGACACCAAGGAGAGACAAUACAGGUCUUGAGUCGUAGACUUAAAAGCUCUGGAGGCUAUGUUGUUACGCUCAUUGGUGGGUUUGGAGCAUUUAGAGAUCGAUAUCCAGAGUGGUGCGAAGGCAGCCAAGCUAAUGCUGAAGGACAACCGGGCCAAGAGAACAAUGUAGGCGAGUUAAUGGGCCUCAGAACUUUACGAAUUUCUACACCGCCCACAAGAGCUUACUCAGACUCUGACAGCGAUAGCACCUGUGAUUCUGUUGUAGGCCCAGAAGAGGACAAAGACUUUCCCGUGGAAAUUUUGCCGCAUUUAUAUCUUGGUAAUGUAGCAAAUAGUGAAGAUCACGAUUCAUUAUCUCGUCACAGAAUACAAUAUAUACUUAAUGUAACGGCGGAUUUACCAAAUGUAUUUGAGGAUGCUGGGUCUAUAAAGUACAUGCAGAUACCUAUAAAUGACCACCACAGUCAAAAUUUAGCAAGUUUUUUUCCACAAGCCAUUCAAUUUAUUGAAGAGGCACGUAGUUCAGACAAAGGAGUUCUAGUUCAUUGUUUAGCUGGUGUAUCAAGAUCGGUGACGAUAACAAUAGCUUAUCUUAUGCACAAAUGUAAUCUGAGUCUCAAUGACGCAUUCAACCUUGUGAGAAGUAGAAAAACAAACGUCGCACCAAACUUCAGUUUUCUGGAGCAGUUAUACAGGUUUGAGAGCGAAUUAAGAGAUCGAGGUGACCGCAAACGUAAUAAUCGUUGCAUUGGUGCUUGCCAACCUGGCGGGCCAUGCAAUUGUCCUGCACCGAGCUUCUUAAGUCCCGUUGACCUGGGGCCCAGUCCGGACUCGGGUAUCGAGUUCGACAAAUGGGCUGCGAGCACUCCUGCUGAAUGAGACGGGCCCGGGGGGACCCAGUACAAUUUUUAGGUCCCUCCCUAUUUUUUUACAAUUAUUUUUGCACUAAAUUUAGCUAGAAAAAGUUUAAACCUAGUAGUGUAAAAAAAUUAACGUAGAUAUUUAAAUUUGAAAUCGUUUUGUCUACGUUAUAAAUUAUAAUUUAAAAAAUAAUAAAAUUUUGAAUGACACGGCACUGAUAAAUCUAAUGGUCACAACGAAUUGAUGUCAGUGGUUGUGACUUUCUGGGAGAGAGGAGAAUUAACGACUGUUGAUGAUGAUUUUGUUCGCCGGUCGAACUUCAUGACAAGAAUAAAACUUUUUAAACUUUGAUAAAAUAAAUAUCAAUUGUAAAAUAAAAAAUUGGUGAAAAAAUAAUUUAAUUGAUAUAAAUAAUGGACACACUAUAAAAGCAUCAAAUAAUUGUCGCUUUACUAUUGUGGUCGAUAAUUUUCAACCCACUAGUAAGUAAGUCAUCAACUAUUCCGUUGUAGGAUUUUACAAGUUACCCUGCAGGCUGGGGGACGUAAAAUAAUAUUAUUAAUAUUAAUACUGUGUACAUCUUACCACAUUGUAUGUAUAAACAUUUAAACUGUAUUUGUCAAAGUAUAUAUACAUAUAUUUUUUUUUUAUUUUUUUGUAACAAGCGGUUACGGUCACUCGCGGUUUUGUAUAGUUGUAUAUCAAACACCCGAUGACUUAGGGAGAGAGUAGAUAUGACUGUUGACAUUCUACGUAAAAAAAAAAAAAAAUAUAUUAAAACAAUUAAAUCUCAAAUUGUUAUAGAAAACCUAUCGACACUUUGCUAUUAUAAUAGUAAUAAUAAUAUAAUAUAUUUUAUUAUUUUUUGAAUUUGUCUAGCACAGAUUAGCUCUGGAAAUUUGAAAGUAUUUUGUAAGAAAGAAAGAACUAAUGUAUCAUUUUUUUUCCGUUAUUUUUUUAAUAAGAAAAUUUGAUCCAAUGCGCUAGUGUCAUAUAGUUUUAAGCUAAAUUUAUUAGUCUACAUUAAAAUAAUAAUUAAAUUUCAAAAAUUGAUUUUUUCAAUUUUAAAGAAAAUUUAAACAUGUACAAUUAUUAAAAUUAAUGAAACGAGUAUGUAUCUGAACAAUUGCUCUCGUAAUGUCGGUACAUAUUUUUUUAGAAUAUAAUUUUUUACCUGGUUAGUAUCGUCAAAUUUAGAAAAAAAAAACGUAUAUAUUUUAAUAUUUCUUCCCUCCCUUGAAAACCGUCGAUUAUCGAGGCUGUGUUUAAUUUUUUUCUUGGAUACGGUUUAUCAAUACUAAAAAAAAAAAUAAAAAAUAAAACACAUUUUAACUGUGUAGAAACGCCUCUCGUAAAAUAAAUAUAUAUAUAUAAAACAGUAAAAAUAUAUUUCUUAAAUAAAGAUAAAAUUUAAUUUUAAAAAAUUCACAUAAAGUUCGACUUGUCAAGCAAAUGAUUAUACGUAGAUUAUGCGAUUUUUAAAAAAAUUUCCAACUGUAAAAAUACACAUACGCGCUGAUAUGGAUACACUAAAGUGACUUAUUCUAUGGUUAAAACAAAAAAAAAUUAAUAAAAUUGUGUCUUCUACACUUUCUGGCUUCCGGAUUGUAACUAAAGUACAGAUAUGCUCAUCGAGCAUAGUACAAGUCCCUUUUAAAUUAAUAAAUAUAUUUAAUAUUUAAUAAUAAAAUAUAAAAAUAUGUGUAUAUUAGACCGGUGCAUUUUUAAACAGGGCAUUCCUCACUAAUUUGAUCGAAAAAUAAUAAAAAUCAUUUAGAAGAAAUAUUGAAUCACGUAAUUCCUUCAAUAUAUUAUUAUAUAUAUUUGUAAUAAGCACAAAAUUGUUUGUUAAUUGUGCAACUUGAGAUAUUUCACAACAGUCUCGUGAAAUCUGAAAGAUAAUAUUAAUUUAUGUAAAAAUAUUUAAAUGAUCGUUAAUAUAAAUUUAUACAUACAUGUAUAUUUUUUUUUACUUAUCAAAAAAUUUAUGGAAUUAUUACUAAGUAUGAGUUUUCAAAACGUAAAAUAACUAAACGGCAGUAUUCAUGGAUUUGCCGUAAUUUUUAUUAUCUUACAGAUCUCGGAGAUAUGGAAAGUUUAUUUUUUAUAAAUAAAAUAUCGAAAAUGUAAAAAAAA
This is a messenger RNA of Cotesia glomerata, 4502 nucleotides long. RefSeq names its product dual specificity protein phosphatase Mpk3 (gene Mkp3). The record is from RefSeq and is a predicted model, not a curated record. Gene Ontology annotation, cellular component: cytosol; cytoplasm. Bases 1185 to 2384 code for a protein of 399 amino acids. Gene Ontology annotation, biological process: protein dephosphorylation; negative regulation of MAPK cascade. The transcript has 5 exons. Gene Ontology annotation, molecular function: protein tyrosine/threonine phosphatase activity; MAP kinase tyrosine/serine/threonine phosphatase activity. NCBI's taxonomy places the organism in Eukaryota, Metazoa, Arthropoda, Insecta, Hymenoptera, Braconidae.